AAAUUGAGAAGUCAGAAAUCCACAUGACGGUCUGAUAUUGAUAAGCAUUUUGAUUCUCUCGUCUCACAUUAUAUAAACCCAUGGAAAUCUCCAUGAAUCACAAUUCUUAUCUCCAUAUUCCCUCCUUAUAUACACAUAUAGCAAUAAUAUAACCAUGUCCCAAGAGCAAUCUAAAGCUUCUGGUCUUCCAGUUGUUCCUCCCAAGUUCUGGGAUGGAGACGAUGAAGCUCUAUCCCAAGAGUGUCGAGAUCUCAUUGCAACCCUGCCCGCUGAACCGUAUUCGAAGAUCCAUCAUCUCUACCAAUUCCAAAGCUUUUGGCACAACAAAAGGGUCAUCCAAGGAGUCCUCAACUUGCAGAAACACUUUCAGGCCCAUGACUCCGACAUCAUCCUCGUCACUAUGCCAAAAUCUGGCACCACCUGGCUCAAACUCUCACUUACACUAUACUUAAUCGCAAAACCCAUUAUCCCACUGAAUCCAGAUCCGAUCGUAACCGCACCUCACCCUCUUCUCACUACCAACUCUCAUGAUCUUGUGCCCUUCUUGGAGCUCCAUCUCUAUCUCGAGAACAACCCAGAUUUGAGCUCCUUCUUGUCGCCGAGGCUUUUUGCGACCCAUCUGCCGUACUUCCCAUUGCCUGAGUCUAUAAAGUCAUCAAGAUGUAAGAUAGUGUACUUAUGUAGAAAUCCUAAGGACGUACUUGUCUCGUACUGGCACUUUACAAGUGAGUUUAGACCAGAUAGUCAUGUGAGCAACGUGGUUGAUGCGGAUUUGUUUGAGAAGUUUUGCCAGGGAAAGAACCCUUACGGGCCAUUUUGGGAUCAAAUAUUGGGGUAUUACCAGGAGAGUUUGAAGAGGCCAGAGAAGAUAAUGUUUUUGAGGUUUGAGGAACUAAAAAGUGAACCAGUUAGGGUUUUGAAGGAGCUAGCUGAGUUUUUAGGGUUUGGUUUUUCUAAGGAAGAAGAAAAUGGUGAUGCUGUGGGUGACAUAUUGAGGCUCUGUAGUUUUGGAAAUUUGAGCAAUUUGGAAGUGAAUAAAAGUGGAAAAAGUUCCACCGGGAUGACAUGUAAGAAUUAUUUUAGACGUGGAGAAGUUGGGGAUUCGAAGAAUUUUCUCACACCAGACAUGAUCAAACGACUUGAUGAUAUUACUGAAGAAAAGUUGGGGAUACAUGGCUUGAAGUUUUAAAUCCAUUAAUUAGAUUCUUUAGAACAAAUGGUCUACAAAGAACAACAGGGGUUAGAAAUGAAGAUGAAGAAGAAGCUGCGGCAAAUAUAAUUAAACUUGUAAUCUCCCUAGAGAUAGAGUGUUUCUCAUGAAGUAUAGUUAUGAGUGUCAAUCAAAAUUUAAAAGAUUGAGAACACAUUCUUAUGUAUGAGGCUCGUCUUCAAACGUUGGGUGUGUCUGUGAAGCUUUUUAACCAGUAAAAAAAAUAAUAUUUUAGUUCAA
Prosopis cineraria is the source of this 1450-nucleotide messenger RNA. Its product is annotated as cytosolic sulfotransferase 5-like. NCBI's taxonomy places the organism in Eukaryota, Viridiplantae, Streptophyta, Magnoliopsida, Fabales, Fabaceae. Gene Ontology annotation, molecular function: sulfotransferase activity. Gene Ontology annotation, cellular component: cytoplasm. The record is from RefSeq and is a predicted model, not a curated record. Gene Ontology annotation, biological process: sulfation.